Messenger RNA from Talaromyces stipitatus ATCC 10500, 1465 nucleotides. Its product is annotated as beta-alanine synthase, putative. Bases 47 to 1465 code for a protein of 472 amino acids. The record is from RefSeq and is a predicted model, not a curated record. Gene Ontology annotation, molecular function: hydrolase activity, acting on carbon-nitrogen (but not peptide) bonds, in linear amidines. NCBI's taxonomy places the organism in Eukaryota, Fungi, Ascomycota, Eurotiomycetes, Eurotiales, Trichocomaceae. The transcript is spliced from 4 exons.
AGAACAUCUUAAAUUCCCCAAAUACUACCUUCUUCUACUAUAAAAGAUGGCGCUACUUGCUAAGGCAGCUAAAAGUACUACUCCCAACGUUACCAGCAACUUCACAGCAAGACGUCUAGCAUCAACAUCCACUCCACAAACCCAACUAUCCGGUCUCAAGAUCAAUUCCAAGCGGCUAUGGAAAACACUACAUGAGACAUGCGAAUGGGGCGCAGCUCACAGAUAUGGCGACAACCCCACUGACACAGGCAUGGCUCGCCUCACUCUCACCGAUGCCGACGCAACUGUUCGAGGCUGGUUAAGUGACCAAGUCCAAAACCUGGGCUGUAUACUUCACAUAGAUCAAAUGGGCAACAUGUUCGCUAGGCAAAAGGGUCGAUUGAACUCACCGGUGCCUAUGACUGCUAUGGGAAGUCAUUUGGAUACUCAGCCUCGUGGUGGCCGAUACGAUGGGAUUUUAGGUAUUAUGGCCGCACUAGAAGUGUUGAAGACGAUGAAGGAGAAUGGGUAUCAGACGGAAUUUGAUGUUGGUUUGAUUAAUUGGACGAAUGAGGAAGGAGCAAGGUUUCCAAAAUCAAUGGCUUCAUCGGGUGUCUGGGCAGGUCAAAUCCCCUUACAGGAAGCAUGGAACCUCCGCGACAUUCACAAUCCAGAUAUCACCUUAAAGUCAGAACUUGAGCGGCACGGAUACCUAGGCGACAUCGCCUGUUCCCACGACCCUCAAUCCGGCGGAUACCCCCUUGGAGCCCAUUUCGAAUUACACAUUGAACAAGGCCCGAUCCUACUAGAAAGUCAACGGUCCAUAGGCGUAGUACAAGGUUCUCAGGCAUAUAGAUGGUUAAGUUUUACUGUCACUGGCCGCGACGCGCAUACAGGCACAACGCCGUUGAGCGCACGCAGGGAUCCGCUUCUCGCAGCUUCGAGGAUGAUUGCAGCCUCAAACGAGAUUGCACAACGACAUGGGGCACUGGCUUCAACGGGAAUAUUCAAGAUUCCUUCCAACGCAUCUACAAAUACUAUCGCUUCGGAAUUGACGUUCACUCUUGAUCUUCGCCAUCCAAAUGACAGCAUCGUUGAUACGGUUCAGGCCGAAUGCCUCGAAUCAUUCAGCAAGAUCGCAUCACAAGACGGUAAAGGGGUUUCCUUCACCUGGCAAAUUGAUACCGAUUCUAAAGCUGUCCGUUUCGAUGAAGAUUGUAUAAAUGCCGUGAGGACUGUAGCUCAUGGGCUUGUUGGUCCAGACAAGUAUAUGGAUAUCACUAGCGGUGCUGGCCAUGAUAGUGUAUAUACAAGUCGACGAUGCCCUACAACAAUGAUUUUUGUGCCCUGCCGGGAUGGAGUAAGUCAUCAUCCGGAGGAGUAUUGUUCUCCAGAAGAUUGUGCUAUUGGAACGCAAGCAUUGUUAGAGGCGGUUGUUUGCUAUGAUAAGCUUCGGAUAAAGCAGAAAUCUGAUGAAGGAAGAUAG